UUAUUAGCUGCAUAAGUAGAGAAAGAAAUAAAUUGAAGAAUUACAUAAAAAGUGAUUUUAUUUCAAUUUAGUGAAAUACGAAAAAUUUUCAUAUAAAUUUCACUUUUUCCAAAUUUUCUUGUGUGGUAAAUAUGGAUGUAGAAAAUACACUUUUACUUUUAAGGAAUCAAACGGAAUCGGAUAACUUAGAAGAAAUAAAUAUGUUGAGAAUUUGUUUAUCGAAAUAUCACAAGGAUAUAAAAUAUCAAUGUGAUAUAUGUAAGAGUAUUGCUUUUGUGAACUUUGGAAAAUUUAUGGACCACUAUAAUACGGAGCACAGAGUUUUUCUUUAUGUUAAAGAUAAUAAUUGGGGGCUUUUAUCCUUGUACAAAUAUAAUUUAAUGCACAAGGAGACGGGAUCACACAAUUUGAAUAAGGAAUAUUAUAAAAAUCGGCAACCCAAGGCUUUUGUGUAUUUUUCCAUCGAUUUUGAACUUCGAUUUAAAUGUAACAUAUGUGAGGAUCAUGAUUUCUUUAGUUUUGAAGAAGUGCUCCAACAUUUUUGCAGUUCUCAUUCUCACUCAUUUGAUUUUGAAAAUGAAUGGGUUUAUCUGAUUCUUAAUACUAAAGAUGAUAAGAGUUUCAAAAUGAGCAUAUUGAAGGACACCAAUCGUAAAACCAGUGCACAUGGGGAAAGAGAAUCUUAUCAUCCAUUAGCCAGUGUUAAACAUUCGGAAAGGAUGACCAAUCCUUUGGAAUUAUUUGAUGACAGCAAAGAUUUCAGAAACAAUAAUUUUUCGGAUGAAACAACAUAUAAACCGAAUAUAUCCAUUUUUGGAAGCAGGGAACUUCAACUAGAAAAAGACGAAGGCCCUCGAAUUGAAGAUGAAAGUCGGCAUAGACAUCUUGCUACACGCUAUGAAGGACAAUCAGAGCCUUAUCAAAAAAUUUUGGUAACUAAAACCUUUUCUAGAGAUGAGGGAGAAGAGGAAAACAAAUUUGGGAGAACUCUGUCUUUAGAAAGAAAUCCUGUGACUUUUAGUUCGUUUAUUCAGGGAAAGGGAUUUUCGGAAAAAUUAUUGGAGCCCAACAUUCGAAAUCCCAUAAAAACCCGUAUGGAAUUUCUGAACAAGAAUUCGCCAUCAAGGGAAAUUUUUCCAAAGCCAUACUCCAGUAAUUCUCCAAACACUAAUAGCGUAAGAAAUUCCCGGCAUAAUCCUUUUAGGGUGGGAGAAAACAUAACGGUAGAAGUUGAGUCAUCUCAUAGUCAAGAUUGUUAUAGAACUAAUUCUAAUUUUGGAAGGCGGUCAGAAGUUUUUUCAGAAGAUUCAGCCUCAUAUUCUAGUAAUAUAGCUAACAAAGACAGAAAAAAUUUUGACCGAAGCGAUGUGUUUAUCGGAGACAGGGACACGAUUUUCGGAGAUCAGUUAAAUUUCUACACGAUGAGCUCAUCAAAUGAAAAAACUAACUUUGAAAAGGGACAUAAUCGCUUGCCAGAAAGUAAAAUGGCAAUUGGUUUGGAAAAUAAUUCGAAUAUUGCAGGUGGAAAUAAUUGGCAUGCAAACAGAAGGGACACAUUUUUGCCAAAAUCAUAUGAAGAAGGUUCGCCAAGAGGGAUGGAGAAGAUUGAUAGAGACCCCCUUUUUUCUAAAACAGGCACCCAAAAUACAUUUUCUAAAGACGCACCGUGGGAGUCAAAUGAUCCACUAAAUAGAUCAAUUGAGAAAUCGUUGCAAUUUAGCAAAUACCAUUAUACAAAUCCUUCUUACAAUGGAAAAUUACGUACUUUUCAUCCUCAUUCCUUAACAAAAGCCGAGGAAAAAUUUGGUGAUCAACCCAAUGAAACUUCUAACAAAAAAAUUGGUAGUAUGGAUGAGCUGGCAUCACGAAACAAUUUUUCAAAUGGGAGUAUUACAUCAACAAUUUCAGGUAAUCCUUUUAAACGGGCAAAAUUGGAAAAUGACGAUAUAAAUAGUUCUUCAAGUGAUAAGGUUGCAAAAAAAGGUUACAAUAUCAACGCCGUCGGCGAUUUAGUUGAAAAUUUUUCAGAUGGUGUAAAUGUUUGUAAUACUAGCAAACAUUCAGAAAAGUUAUUUGAAAUUGCUAAUCCAGAUGAAGAAGAUUUAUUUCCUGAAGAAGAUGAUGUUCUCACAAUAGUAAACAUUGGAUAUACUUUAUUCAAAACUUUUACCUUUGAAUGUAUUUUGUGUACAGAAACAUUUAGGACUUUCAUAAAGUAUAUGAAUCACUUAAGAUUAUCUCACAAAACAAUCUUUCUACCUAGUGAAAAAAAUAUCAUAAAAUUGUAUUUAUACAGUGAGGAUAUCAGUACUAUUAAACAAGACUUUGAAACGAAGUUGGAAACAAGAGCUAAAGUUUUCGAAAAAAGAACAAGGAAGAAAGCUGAACUAAGACAAGAAUUGAAAACAGAUCGUAGUCAGCUUCCGAAAGUUAUUCAAUUUAAAGGUGACUGGAUAGAACUGGCCAUUAUUGACUUUGAUACGACCACAGAAUUUUUUAAUUUUCGAUGUGAUGUUUGCUUUGAGAGUGGGUUUCAACAUUUGAUACAAUUUCUUGCACAUAUUUUCGCAAUUCAUAAAAGUUGCUUAUCUUAUGAGUUAAAUGGCAAAUUGAAAAGUGGUAAUUUAGUAGCAGCAUUAUAUAAUAAAACGAAAUUUCCUCUAAAUAUGAGGACUAGAAAAAGAGAGUUAGAAAAAUUGCGUGAAAGAGAAUUAAUAAGAUCAAAAUCUAAUUUAAUGCACAGUAGAAUUGCAAAGAAAAAAGGAAAACCGGGAAAUUCUAAUCAAACAGAAAAGGAUUUUGUUGUAUAAUUGAUAAGAAACCAAAAUUAUUUGAAAUAAAAACUUUGAGUGUUGAAUUUUUCGCUUAAAAUUUUUGUUUUUUCUUAUAAAUUAUAAAAUAAAUAUUAAAAUUUAUUGGAUAAAAAUAAUUCU
This is a messenger RNA of Condylostylus longicornis, 2933 nucleotides long. RefSeq lists its product as uncharacterized. The transcript is spliced from 2 exons. The record is from RefSeq and is a predicted model, not a curated record. Lineage: Eukaryota; Metazoa; Arthropoda; Insecta; Diptera; Dolichopodidae. The coding region runs from base 132 to 2810 and encodes 892 amino acids.